This is a messenger RNA of Diceros bicornis minor, 1717 nucleotides long. It is a transcript of the gene IDH2, whose product is annotated as isocitrate dehydrogenase (NADP(+)) 2. The record is from RefSeq and is a predicted model, not a curated record. Gene Ontology annotation, molecular function: NAD binding; isocitrate dehydrogenase (NADP+) activity; magnesium ion binding. The coding region runs from base 52 to 1410 and encodes 452 amino acids. Gene Ontology annotation, biological process: isocitrate metabolic process. Gene Ontology annotation, cellular component: mitochondrion. Lineage: Eukaryota; Metazoa; Chordata; Mammalia; Perissodactyla; Rhinocerotidae. The transcript is spliced from 11 exons.
CGCUGGCGGUCGGAUCUCGCCUGCGCCUCUUCGUCCGCUCGCGUGCUCGGGAUGGCCGGCUACCUGCGGGUCGUCCGCUCGCUCUGCAGAGCCUCCGGCUCCGGGCCAGCCUGGGCGCCGGCAGCCCUGACAGGCCCCAGCUUGCAAGAGCAGCCGCGGCGCCACUAUGCUGACAAGAGGAUCAAGGUGGCAAAGCCGGUGGUGGAGAUGGAUGGCGAUGAGAUGACCCGUAUUAUCUGGCAGUUCAUCAAAGAGAAGCUCAUCCUGCCCCACGUGGAUGUCCAGCUCAAGUAUUUCGACCUGGGGCUCCCAAACCGCGACCAGACCAACGACCAAGUCACCAUCGACUCCGCGCUGGCCACCCAGAAGUAUAGUGUGGCUGUCAAGUGUGCUACCAUCACUCCUGAUGAGGCCCGUGUGGAAGAGUUCAAGCUGAAGAAGAUGUGGAAGAGUCCCAAUGGAACCAUCCGGAACAUCCUUGGGGGGACUGUCUUCCGGGAGCCCAUCAUCUGUAAAAACAUCCCACGCCUCGUCCCUGGCUGGACCAAGCCCAUCACCAUUGGAAGGCACGCCCACGGUGACCAGUACAAGGCCACAGACUUUGUUGUUGACCGGGCCGGCACGUUCAAGGUAGUCUUCACCCCGAAGGACGGGAGCAGCGCUAAGGAGUGGGAGGUGUACAACUUCCCUGACGGUGGCGUGGGCAUGGGCAUGUACAACACUGACAAGUCCAUCUCGGGUUUUGCGCACAGCUGCUUCCAGUAUGCCAUCCAGAAGAAGUGGCCCCUGUACAUGAGCACCAAGAACACCAUUCUGAAAGCCUAUGACGGGCGCUUCAAGGACAUCUUCCAGGAGAUCUUUGACAAGCACUAUAAGACUGAGUUCGACAAGAAUAAGAUCUGGUACGAGCACCGGCUCAUUGAUGACAUGGUGGCUCAGGUCCUCAAGUCUUCAGGUGGCUUUGUGUGGGCCUGCAAGAACUAUGACGGGGACGUGCAGUCGGACAUCCUGGCCCAGGGCUUCGGCUCCCUUGGCCUAAUGACGUCUGUGCUGGUCUGCCCGGAUGGGAAGACCAUCGAGGCUGAGGCUGCUCACGGGACGGUCACCCGCCACUAUCGGGAGCACCAGAAAGGCCGGCCUACCAGCACCAACCCCAUUGCCAGCAUCUUUGCCUGGACGCGUGGCCUGGAGCACCGGGGGAAGCUGGACGGGAACCAGGACCUCAUCAGGUUUGCCCAGACCCUGGAGAAGGUGUGCGUCGAGACAGUGGAGAGCGGAGCCAUGACCAAGGACCUGGCAGGCUGCAUUCAUGGCCUCAGCAAUGUGAAGCUGAACGAACACUUCUUGAACACCUCGGACUUCCUGGACACCAUCAAGAGCAACCUGGACAAAGCUCUGAGCCAGCAGUAGCGGGGGCAGGGAGCGCUGCCCGGCAGCUGUGGGGCACGGGUCGCAGCCACGCGGGCUGCGGGCCACGGCUGCCCCCAACACGAGGUGGAGGGUGAGCCUCAUGGCCCCUCUCAGGAGGCCUUUCUAGGGGACGUUUUUUAUAAGCAAGAUGUUUUUAAAAGUACGUAUCUGCGUUUUCCCUCACGGUGACGUGAGGCAGGAACAGUGUGUUUUACCUCAGCCAGUCAGUAUGUUUGGCAUACUGUAAUUUAUAUUGCCCUUGGAACACAUGGUGCCAUAUUUAGCUACUAAAAAGCUCUUCACAAAA